Haemonchus placei is the source of this 306-nucleotide messenger RNA. The record is from the annotation of a GenBank genome assembly. Lineage: Eukaryota; Metazoa; Nematoda; Chromadorea; Rhabditida; Trichostrongylidae.
UCAGUUCUACCGUAUCAGUACCACGUCCGCGUCCUGGAACUCCUCAUCAUCCUAGCAUUUGCCCCAAUUGAAGCUGUACGUCUCGCUUGGGGAAUUCGUGGAAAUUUGACAGAGACGCCGGCUUUUUUGGCAUUUUCAUUAUUGCUCAGUGUGCCAGUGCUUCUGAUUCUCAUCUAUCUGGCAGUGUUCCAAAAUUACGUCCUCCUGAUCGAAGCGAUCAUCGUUGGCAUAAGUGGAGUGCUGGUGAUCAUCGAAUCAGUAACAGGGCUUGCUUUGUGUGCAACAUUAUCUACGGGCAGCAGUUGA